Messenger RNA from Racocetra persica, 1138 nucleotides. The record is from the annotation of a GenBank genome assembly. NCBI's taxonomy places the organism in Eukaryota, Fungi, Glomeromycota, Glomeromycetes, Diversisporales, Gigasporaceae.
CAAUUCAGCUGCAACGAUCGAUCCAGCGGAUGGAUUUGGAAAUCGUAGUUCUUUUGAAUUUGAAUUGAGAAAUGUUCAUCAAAUUCAAGGCAAAAUAUGCAGUCCACGAUUUGAAACCAUGCCAAAUAUUUUUUGGCAAUUAGGAUUUGUACUUGAAUCACCCAAUGAUCCAGAAUAUUGUGCGGUUUACCUCCAUGCAAUUUGUAACAUGGAUGAAAUAGAUGAAUAUGAUCAAUCUAGAAAUGAUUGUUUACCUGCUAGAAUGUAUUUGAAGCGACCAGAUGGAACAAUUAUCAAAGAAAUGACUACGUCUUCAAGAUUUAAAUUUAAAGCAGUUAAAAUUCGGAGGUUGCGUAUGGCACAAUUUUGUAGACGUUCUAGACUUACUGAUAACCUUACCAUUGGAGUUCGAUUGAAAAGUACGCAACUUGGAAAUCAUUUCUUUAGGACAUUAUCAUUCCAUGAACCUAUCCCAAUUAAACCAAUUCCCGGAACUUUGAUAUCUGCUUGGAAGAAUGAAUUUCAAAAACCUGGAUCAGGUGAUGUUAAAAUUACAGUUCAAGGGCAAACAAUUUUUGCAAGUAGUUCAAUUCUUGCAAAACGUUCGGAAUAUUUCCAAAGAAUGUUUAAUGGAUCAUGGUUAGAAUGUAACCAAUCCAUAAUCGAUGAACAACCCGAAGAUGAUUCGAUUUCUAGUGAUUAUAGAGGAACAGAAAUUAACUUUGCAAAUUCGUCAUCCAAAACGUUGACUAGUCGAAAAUAUCAAUAUUCAAUCGAUAUUCCGGAUUUUGAUUAUCAAACUGCUGUGCAAAUGCUUUUAUUUCUUUAUACUGAUCAAGUAGAUAUUAACAAUUGUCCAAAUAUUUGGAACCUUUAUACAAUUGCUAAUAAAUACCUAAUAGCAGACUUAGAGAUGGAGGCAAAAUUAAAGAUUCUCGAGGGAAUGAGCAUAAAUACUGCGGCAGAAAGCUUAUUUGGAAAUGCAUGGAAAUGGCCGGAUUUGAAAAAAAGAUUUCUGAGAUAUGUUGUUGAUAAUUUUUCACAAAUUAGAAAUAGUCAUGGUUAUAAAAAUAUAGCAGCAAAUCGUUCAAAAUAUCCAAUGUUCCUUGAGUUGAAUAGUGAGAUCUUGUUAGCUUUU